Molecule: messenger RNA, 2994 nt
Organism: Hyaena hyaena (striped hyena)
Lineage: Eukaryota; Metazoa; Chordata; Mammalia; Carnivora; Hyaenidae
Gene: KCNAB1
Product: potassium voltage-gated channel subfamily A member regulatory beta subunit 1
Exons: 16
Coding region: 1-1287 (428 amino acids)
Biological process (GO): negative regulation of delayed rectifier potassium channel activity; transmembrane transport; potassium ion transport
Cellular component (GO): voltage-gated potassium channel complex; juxtaparanode region of axon; extrinsic component of cytoplasmic side of plasma membrane
Molecular function (GO): transmembrane transporter binding; potassium channel regulator activity; voltage-gated potassium channel activity
Source: RefSeq, a predicted model, not a curated record
AUGGCCCCACUGCAGUGGCUAGUAUGCUGGCGGCAUGUCCCGCUCUCAGCAGCCUUACCCCUAAGCCCUGGCUGUGAAAUGAAACGCUCUAGCACUUGCAGGUAUCAUGAAAAAGGUGGGAUGGAAACAGGCCAAAAAGACUUCUGUGGGGGAAACUGCAGCAGAAACAACAGCCUGCAUGGUCAAGUGGGAAGAAAACCUAGAGGCAGGAUUCUAUCCUCCGCAAGCUGUCAGCAUCGCCGAGUGCUGGGGGCCAGUGGCCCUUUGUCCUUCUCACUAGAAACAGGCGGCAGAGCGCUAUGGAAUCUUGGAAAAUCAGGACUCAGAGUUUCUUGCUUGGGUCUUGGAACAUGGGUGACAUUUGGAGGUCAAAUUUCAGAUGAGGUUGCUGAACGGCUGAUGACAAUUGCCUACGAAAGUGGAGUUAAUCUCUUCGAUACUGCCGAAGUCUAUGCUGCUGGAAAGGCUGAAGUGAUUCUGGGGAGCAUCAUCAAGAAGAAAGGCUGGAGGAGGUCCAGCCUGGUCAUAACAACCAAACUCUACUGGGGUGGAAAGGCUGAAACGGAAAGAGGGCUGUCAAGAAAACAUAUUAUCGAAGGACUGAAGGGCUCCCUCCAGAGGCUGCAGCUUGAGUAUGUGGAUGUAGUCUUUGCAAAUCGCCCGGACAGCAACACCCCCAUGGAAGAAAUUGUUCGCGCCAUGACACACGUGAUAAACCAAGGGAUGGCAAUGUACUGGGGGACCUCGAGGUGGAGUGCUAUGGAGAUCAUGGAAGCUUAUUCUGUAGCAAGGCAGUUCAAUAUGAUCCCACCGGUCUGUGAACAAGCUGAGUACCAUCUUUUUCAGAGAGAGAAAGUGGAGGUUCAGCUACCAGAGCUCUACCAUAAAAUAGGAGUUGGAGCAAUGACGUGGUCUCCCCUUGCCUGUGGAAUCAUCUCAGGAAAAUACGGAAAUGGAGUGCCUGAAAGUUCUAGGGCUUCGCUGAAGUGCUACCAGUGGCUGAAGGAAAGAAUUGUAAGUGAAGAAGGGCGAAAACAGCAGAACAAACUGAAAGACCUCUCCCCGAUUGCUGAGCGCCUCGGGUGCACACUACCUCAGCUGGCUGUCGCAUGGUGCCUGAGAAACGAGGGUGUGAGUUCCGUGCUCCUGGGAUCAUCCACUCCCGAACAACUCAUUGAAAACCUCGGUGCCAUUCAGGUUCUCCCAAAGAUGACAUCACACGUGGUAAAUGAGAUCGAUAACAUAUUGCGAAACAAGCCCUACAGCAAAAAGGACUAUAGAUCAUAAAGCAGUGCAUGAGCCACAGGACCCGCAUGGUUACAACUGCAGUCUACACUGGUACAGAACGGUGUUACUAGCCAGUCUUUGGAGUCACUUAGCAGCCUGCUGCUCAACCUCUAGUAUUCCUGGAUUCUGAGGUAUCUGCUGUCGCUACCACUGUGCACCUGAAUAACGAGCACAUCUGAAAACUCACAACCAAGAAAAUCCAUUCUAUUUUCUUAUCUUGGACUGGAGUCACCUACUCUUGCAUUGCUCUGUACACCUCAUGCUUAUGCCAUAGAAAGUAUCUGAGGGGAAGACUUGCCUUCAGGCAUUCGGUAACUUAAAGAAGGCUGUACAGAUCUAUUUUUUCAAAUGAAUAAAAUCCACAGAUGCAAUAUGGAUUGCAUCAGAAAGAGGAGGCUAUGUUCACUCAGUAGUCUUACUCAGGAGAAGAAAACAAUUUUCCUUUUUUUUUUUUUUUCUUUCUAUCUUCACAUUAAGGUUAUCAAGGUUUGUCUCACUUGUCAUUCAACAAAACUUAAAUUCUUAAGUAUCUGCUUCCAUUACCUUUUAAAAAUAUUCACUGUUGCUCGGCCCCAAGAAUGGCCCUGUAUUGUAAUUGACCCAAGGCGUCUCUAUUAAGAUUAUAUUAAUGUUCUGUCCAUUCACACCUAGAGACAGUGAAAGGAUGAACACCCAAUCUUUAACCUGAGACAUGACGGCUAAUUUAUGAAAGGUAGGAUUACACUGCUAUGGAAGCUUAGCUUUGAAUAAAAUGUAACGUAUCUGCAAUUGAAGUGUUCACUUUUGACUACAUUAAAACCUGCUUUACACUUCUGACUGCUUGUAGGCGCAGCUUCUGCAAGUUUAAAUAUUUGAGCUUUAAAAAUAAAUAUACAAAUGCUCAGUUUUUAAAGUAAACCUGUAAAAUACCCACAAAGGCAAAUGUUUGCUGUUUAAUUAACGCUGGGAUUUUACAAUAUGAUGUUGGUGUUUGAGCAGUUAACAUGAAAGUGAAUCACAGACUUUUGUGAAAAAUGCUAUCACUAUUCAGAAUAUGCUGGGUGAAUUAACUUGCCUAGUGAAAAACACAUGUUAAAGAAUUUCCUCAUUCUAGAACCACGUUAUAUGCACUAAACUAAAUGCAUGAAAGCUCUCUGCAUGGAUUAAAGGGGCCUCACCCUGUUGCACACAGAAGUGGAGGUCUAACCUUGCCAUUACUGGUUACCUACCCUAAUGAGUAUGCCACUUGAGAAAAAUUGUGAGACUAUACCGUGUGUACCUGUAAAGAGGGAAAACUUUGGGGGUGGGAUCCUAGCUCUCUAUUUGGACACAGGAGCAUGUACAAAAUUCUAAUUUUCUGGCUAGCCAGUACCCCGUAUAGAAAUCACUCUGACACUUAAAGAUUAUACUAUCAGCUUAAAAUGCUAUUUUCUGUCACCAUUUCCAAAUACGUAUUUCAGGAUUAAGUUCUAAAUCUUAAAGCAUUAGUGUGAAACACCAAUGAAUUUUCUUUUUUGUUACUACUACCUGUAUUCUAAUAAGGAAACAGUUGGGUUUUUGCCCGGAGGUACCAGAUUAAUGAUGGAAAUGGAUCAUCCUUCAGUUGUUCAUUGUGUAUUCAAUCCAGUGAACUACUGUAUGCAUAAAUGAGCUGAAGAUGUCUAAUUGGAACUGCAAUUUGACUUACUUGCUUAGAGUAAUAAAAGUAUUUUGUGCAUUUAAUCUCAA